AUGGCGAACCUCAUCUUCGCGCACUCGAGUGCGCCGCUUCGUACAAUCAAGGAGAUCCAGUUCGGACUCCUGUCGCCUGAGGAAAUCAAGGCGAUGAGCGUGUGCCACAUCCUCUACCCCGAGACGAUGGACGAGACGAGGACGAAGCCCCGCGACGGUGGUCUCAACGAUCCUCUUCUUGGCUCUGUCGACCGGCAGUUCAAGUGCAAGACGUGCACUGAAAACAUGUCCGAGUGUCCCGGUCACUUCGGUCAUAUUGAGCUUGCCCGGCCUGUUUACCACCCCGGGUUCAUCAAGCGCACAAAGAAAUUGCUCGAGAUUGUCUGCCACAACUGUAGUAGGGUGUUGGCUGAUCGCUCUGACCCGCAGUAUGCUGCUGCUAUGAAGAUCCGCGACCCCAAGAUCCGCUUCAAGCGCGUCUGGGAUAUCUGUAAGAGCAAGCGACGUUGUGAGAACGAUAUUCCCAAACAGGCCGAGGACGGCGACUACAACCCCAACGGCAACGCUCAGGAAGCACCCGUCGGUGGCCACGGAGGUUGUGGCAACGCCCAGCCCGUCAUUCGCCAGCAGGCUCUCACAUUGUGGGCCCACUACGAGCACCGGGAUGAUGAUGGUGUUAAAACUAAAGAGAAGAAAAUCAUCACCCCUGAAAUGGCCCUCAACAUCUUCCGCCGCAUGCGCGAUGAGGAGAUGAUCGAUAUUGGCCUCAACAUCUCUCAAGCCCGCCCGGAGUGGAUGAUUAUCACGGUUCUGCCUGUCCCUCCUCCGCCGGUUCGCCCUAGCAUCUCGAUGGAUGGUACUGGAACAGGCCUGCGCAACGAGGACGACUUGACGUACAAGCUUGGCGAUAUUAUCCGCGCCAACGGUAACGUCCGCCAGGCCAUCGCCGAGGGUUCGCCGCAACACAUCAUCAACGACUUUGAGAAUCUUCUUCAGUACCAUGUUGCUACUUACAUGGACAAUGACAUCGCUGGCCAGCCUCAAGCACUCCAAAAGAGCGGCCGUCCUGUCAAGGCCAUUCGUGCCCGUUUGAAGGGCAAGGAAGGUCGCUUGCGCGGUAACUUAAUGGGAAAGCGUGUCGACUUCUCGGCGCGUACUGUCAUUACUGGAGAUGCGAACAUUUCCUUGGACGAGGUCGGCGUGCCGCGAAGCAUUGCCCGGACUCUGACCUAUCCCGAAACUGUUACGCCUUUCAACAUAGAGAGGCUCACACAAUAUGUUCAGAAUGGCCCGAAUGAGCACCCUGGUGCCAGGUUUGUUGUCCGUUCUGAUGGUACUCGCAUCGACCUUCGUCAUCACCGCCGUGCCAGCUCGAUUCAGCUCGAGUACGGUUGGAAGGUCGAGCGCCACCUCAUCGACGGCGAUUAUGUCAUUUUCAAUCGUCAGCCCUCUUUGCACAAGGAGUCCAUGAUGGGUCACAGGGUCCGCGUCAUGCCUUAUUCGACUUUCCGCCUCAAUCUCUCUGUCACGUCCCCGUACAAUGCCGAUUUCGAUGGUGAUGAGAUGAACUUGCAUGUCCCUCAGACUGAGGAAACUCGAGCUGAGGUCAAGGAGCUUUGUAUGGUGCCUUUGAACAUCGUCUCUCCCCAGCGCAACGGCCCUUUGAUGGGUAUCGUUCAAGACACCCUGGCCGGCGUCUACAAGAUGUGUCGCCGUGACGUCUUCCUCACCAAAGAGCAGGUCAUGAAUCUCAUGCUUUGGGUACCUGAUUGGGAUGGUAUCAUUCCCAUUCCCGCGAUCUUGAAGCCUCGUCCGCGCUGGACUGGCAAGCAGAUUGUCAGCAUGAUCAUCCCAAAGAUCAUCAACCUUCAUAUGGGUUCGGAUUCACCGGAUAAGAACCAUCCGUUUAAGGACGAUGGUCUUCUCAUCCAGCAGGGAGAGAUCAUGUAUGGUCUGCUCUCCAAGAAGAGUGUUGGUGCUUCCGGCGGCGGCAUCGUCCAUCUCUGCUACAACGAGCUCGGCCCCCAAGGGGCCAUGGAUUUCCUCAAUGGCUGCCAGCGAGUGGUUAAUUAUUGGCUUCUGCACAACGGUCACAGCAUAGGAAUUGGUGACACGAUCCCAGAUCCCAAGACCAUCGAGCUGGUUCAGAAACACAUCAAUGAUGAGAAGGCCGAAGUCGAGCGGCUGACCAAGAUGGCCACUAACAACGAGCUUGAGCCCUUGCCCGGUAUGAACAUCCGCGAGACCUUCGAGAACAAGGUCUCGACGGCCCUUAACAUGGCCCGCGAUAAGGCUGGCACCACGACAGAAAAGAGUUUGAAGGACCUCAACAACGCCGUGACGAUGGCGCGCUCGGGUUCCAAGGGUUCUUCCAUCAACAUCUCUCAGAUGACGGCCCUGGUUGGUCAACAGAUCGUUGAAGGCAAGCGUAUCCCGUUCGGCUUCAAGUAUCGGACGCUCCCUCACUUCACCAAAGACGAUUACUCGCCCGAGGCUCGUGGUUUCGUUGAGAACUCGUAUCUCCGUGGCUUGACGCCGUCCGAGUUCUUCUUCCAUGCCAUGGCCGGUAGAGAAGGUCUGAUCGAUACUGCGGUCAAGACCGCCGAAACCGGUUACAUCCAGCGUAGGUUGGUUAAAGCCCUCGAAGAUGCUGAGGCGCACUACGACGGGACAGUUCGGAAUUCUCUUGGUGAUGUCAUUCAGUUUGUGUAUGGCGAGGACGGCCUCGAUGGUAUUGCUAUCGAAAAGCAGCGCGUCGAUCACAUCAACAUGUCCGAUAAGGCCUUUGACAAGAGAUUCCGCCUGGACGUCAUGGAUCUGGAGCACUCGGGUCGUGCCCUCGAUGCCCUCGAGUAUGGCCGUGAAAUGGCCAGCGAUCCGGAAGUUCAGUCGCUCCUGGAUCAGGAAUAUGAACAGCUCUUGGCCGAUCGCCAGUUGGUUCGUCAAAUUCAACGCCGCAAGAUGGGCGAAGAAAAUAUUCAGCUUCCCCUCAAUGUUGCUCGCAUCAUCGAGAACGCAAAGAAGCUCUUCAAGGUUGACGAUACCUCCCGCAGCGACCUGACGCCUAAGGAUGUUAUCCCGGCUGUUCGUGCUCUCCUCGAGCGCAUGGUUGUUGUUCGCGGUGACGAUCCCAUCUCGAAGGAGGCCGAUUACAACUCUACCAUCUUGUUCAAGAUCCUCCUGAGAUCCCGGCUUGCUUUCAAGCGGCUGGCUUGCGAGCAGAGAAUCAACAAGUUGGCCUUUGAGCACAUUUUGGGUGAACUGGAGAACAGGUGGGCUCGAUCCAUGGUCAACCCUGGUGAGAUGGUCGGUGUUCUGGCUGCCCAAUCCAUCGGUGAGCCCGCUACGCAGAUGACACUGAAUACCUUCCACUUCGCUGGUGUGUCGUCUAAGAACGUCACCCUUGGUGUUCCUCGUCUCAAGGAAAUUCUCAACGUUGCAAAGGAUAUUAAGACCCCGUCCAUGGUGGUCUACCUGGAUGCUGAGAACGCCACUCAGGAGGAUGCCAAGAAGAUGCGUAACAAAGUUGAGCACACCAGCCUGCGUUCUGUUACUGCGGUAACGGAGAUCUACUAUGAUCCCGACAUCACUUCGACGGUCAUUCCUGAGGACUUCGAUAUGGUCGAGUCUUACUUCCUCAUCCCUGAUUCAUCAGAUCAGGAAUCUAUCGAGAAUCAAUCUCGUUGGCUGCUCAGGAUUACCCUUGAUCGUCAGAAGAUGCUCGACAAGGGUCUCCGCGUCGAGGACGUUGCGCACAAGAUCAAGGAGGAAUACAAGAAGGACGUUGCUAUCAUUUUCAGCGACAACAACGCCGAAGAAAUGGUUAUUCGUAUCCGCGUUGUUCGCCAGGAGGACGAUAAGGAUGAGGACGGCCACAAGAUCAUCGAGGACGACGUCAUGCUGAAGCGUCUCGAGAAACAUCUCCUUGAUAACCUGACGCUGCGUGGCGUACCAGGUAUCGAGCGUGCCUUCUUGAACAAGGGCACCAAGCUAGCUGUCCUCCCUGAUGGCUCACAGAUUGCCAAUAAGGACCAUCCCGCGUGCCAGGAGUGGUAUCUGGAUACGCAGGGUACUGCCCUUCGUGAGGUUUUGCAGAUCGAGGGCGUUGAUACAAGGCGUACUUCAACCAACGACCUGUAUCAGAUCGUUGAUGUCUUCGGCAUCGAGGCCGCUCGCGCAGCUCUUCUGCAGGAAUUGACCCAGGUGCUUGCGUUCGACGGUUCUUACGUCAACCACCGUCACUUGGCUCUGCUGGUCGACGUAAUGACCUACCGUGGCAGCAUUGCAGCUGUUACUCGUCACGGCAUCAACCGCGCUGACACUGGUGCCUUGAUGCGGUGCUCGUUCGAAGAGACCGUCGAGAUUCUUCUCGAGGCUGCCGCUGUCGGCGAGCUCGACGACUGCCGUGGCAUCUCUGAGAAUGUUAUGCUUGGCCAGAUGGCUCCCAUGGGUACCGGUCACUUCGAUGUCCUUCUGGAUCCGAAGAUGUUGGAGACCGUCAUCUCCGACAACUCUCGUAUGGGCCUGAUGCCUGGCAUGACGAUCAAAGGCGGUGAGUUGGAGGGUGCCGCAACUCCGUACGACACCGGCUCCCCGAUGGCAGACAACGGUUACCUUGGCAGCUAUUCUCCGACCAUGGGCAACUUCUCGCCCAUCCAGGGUGCUGGUUCCGACAGCCCAACUGGCUUUGGCACGGAGUAUGGCGGCUUCGGCUCAAGCACAGUCAACCCAUAUGCGACCAGUCCUCGUGCUACCAGUCCCUUCUCGACGUCGCCUACCUCGCCAUUUGGCGGUUAUGGUGGCUACUCCCCAUCCUCUCCUGCAGCUGGGUACUCUCCGACGUCGCCGCUUAUCGAUGCUGGCGGUCGCUACGUGUCAAGCCCACAGUUCAGCCCUUCAUCUCCAUCAUUCUCGCCCACGUCUCCCAUGCUGCGGCCCGGCAGCCCAACCAGCCCCAACUACAGCCCGACAUCACCGAGCUACUCACCGGCUUCGCCUGCUGCUACAAGGCACUACUCUCCUACUUCGCCCCAGCAGUUCGCGUCACCGACGUCACCCUCGUACUCUCCGACCAGCCCCACAUACAGCCCGGCAUCGCCGAACCUGCAUGCCACAUCACCAUCCUACUCACCUGCGUCACCAACUUGGUCACCCACAUCUCCCGAUGCCUACUCGCCUACAAGCCCGUCCUUCCAUCGCUCGCCUGGACAGCAGGCAUCUCCCACUAGCCCGGGUUACUCACCCACUUCCCCCGCCUUCUCUCCAAGGACGCCGGGUCGGGGCCCAUCCAGCGGUGAUCAAUAUUCCCCUACCUCUCCGCAGAACGAUUAA
Thermochaetoides thermophila DSM 1495 is the source of this 5271-nucleotide messenger RNA. RefSeq lists its product as uncharacterized. Gene Ontology annotation, cellular component: RNA polymerase II, core complex. Gene Ontology annotation, biological process: transcription by RNA polymerase II. The transcript has 3 exons. The record is from RefSeq and is a predicted model, not a curated record. Gene Ontology annotation, molecular function: DNA binding. Lineage: Eukaryota; Fungi; Ascomycota; Sordariomycetes; Sordariales; Chaetomiaceae. Bases 1 to 5271 code for a protein of 1756 amino acids.